UGGCGAGAUAGAACGGCAUGAGGUACCCCGACUUUUAUCUCGAGCCGCUCUUGUCCUGACGCAUAAAAAAUAUUGCUGACAUGGAAACAUCGGACGGCUUUCGGCCCAAACGCAGCGCAUCCGUGCUGGCGGGCGUAAGCGUCGUGCUUUGCGGGGAUCUGGGUGGGACGAACUCAAGGCUGGAGCUCUUUCGUGUGGAGGAUCCGAGAGGUCUGGAUGCUUCGGCCCUCCACCAAGUCGGAAAAAUCCAGCCCUUAUCGAAGUGCACGUACAAGAACGACAAUGUUGAAGGUAACUUCACAGACCUACUUCAUCAGUUCCUCCGCGAUUCAAACCUGCCGCUGUUCGAGCUCGUCGCCGGAUGUCUGGCCGUGGCAGGUCCCGUGAGUAAGGACCGUGUCGUAUUCACAAAUCUGUGCUGGGUCAUUGAUGCGAGGAGCCUCGAGGACGAGUUCGAGAUGCCCCGCGGGUCCAUGCGCCUCGUGAACGACUUCGCGGCCAACGGGUACGGUGUCGUAACCCUUGAGGCUUCUGACUACGACGAAAUUUCGCCGCAUGGACCAAUCGUACCAACCGUGGGUGCGCCUGUCGCUUGCGUUGGCGCCGGCACGGGCCUCGGCGAGACCUUUGCCACUAGCUCUGAGACCUCGGGGGGAUUGAUAUAUGAUGCAUGGCCUUCCGAGGGGGGCCAUGUUGCGUUUGCGCCUCGCGACGACUUGCAGUGUGAGCUCUUGCUCCACCUCAUGGGAAAAUUUCACGGUCGUGUCUCCACCGAGCGCGUCGUCAGCGGAAAAGGCAUCGUCAGCAGGAGGCAUCGCCAUCAAGAACGUCGACCGCAUCAGAGACCCUGACUCGCCCUUCAUGAGGGCGUACCUUGACCGUGGACGCCUCAAGACCGUGCUCGACAAGAUACCACUCCGUCUUGUUACGGUCGAUGACCUUGGCCUCCGAGGUGCCCACUAUGUUGCCCUCACGAUGCUCAUCGAGUCCAAUAUCUGCAAUAAAACUACCCCCCCUUGUUCAAGUAUCGCGGCGCCGACAAGCUCAAGGCGCUCCUCCAAUUUGGAUGCGCCCAUUGAGCCACCCAAACUUGGGACGAUGGACUUGGAGAUGAGCAUCAGGGAGAUAUCAACCUCGAUUAAAAGAUGCUCGUUCGCCCUCGCAAUCACCGCCCUCUUCGCUUCCGCAUUGGCCGCUCGAAGGACUCCGCCGUAAGGAUAUGCAUCCGACCUGCUACGACUCCGGCGCUCUCGGGGCUUUUCGAUCUGGUGCAGCACGGUGGCGGGCCUGGGAAACCCAACGAAGCUGAGUUUGCGGCUUGCCCCUCCCCCUAGCCGCCCUUAAGCGCCCCGCGCCUGGCGCC
Molecule: messenger RNA, 1363 nt
Organism: Aureococcus anophagefferens
Lineage: Eukaryota; Pelagophyceae; Pelagomonadales; Pelagomonadaceae
Exons: 3
Coding region: 81-851 (256 amino acids)
Biological process (GO): glucose 6-phosphate metabolic process; glycolytic process
Molecular function (GO): ATP binding; D-glucose binding; glucokinase activity
Source: RefSeq, a predicted model, not a curated record